AAACGCGCGAGUCCUUUGACAUAAGCGCCCAAAAUUACUUUGGCUUCGAGUUUGGCUUCGAUCACUCACGAGUGUCAUCUAGUCAUCCCGGUUUCUUUCUUUACUCUUGAUUUACGAGUAUGGCUCUUGAUAAAAAAAGAAAACGAGGCUCAGCAGUUGAAAAAGACUCGAACGUUAUUCUUCCCGUGAACGGGCCUGAUGAAGAGGACUACGAAAUGGUCUCAGAUGCAGCUUCUGGAAGUGGAAGCUCUGACGAUGACGACGUUGAAGGGCACGAAACUGCGGCCGAAGAUGAUCAGUGGGGUGGUAUAGACGGUCAGGCGUCUUCAAAACCUGCACUGAAUGGCGCAGCCAAAGACUUACAUAAAAAGAAACCGCCAACUGCUCAAGAACUCAGGAGUAUAAAGGAUGCAACCGACUUGUAUAGGUCAAGCUCGUUCAAGCUUCAGAUUGAUGCACUCCUCCCAAACGUCCGACCAAAAUACCAACGCUCAACACCUCUCGAUCAUUUUCUGCAUACCCUUCACUCUUUGCUCUCUUCGCUAACAUCUAUCCCGCCUAAACAUCCGCUUGCAGCUUCGAGGGAACUCCAGGCCAAGGGUAUCGCGGUACCUUAUCCACUCCCUCUUCCAACGGAGGAUACAAACUGGAAAGUCUCGUUCGAGAAGCCCAGUGAAAUUCUACUGGUCGGAAGUUGGCCGAACAAAUUGAGCGUAAAAGCCAAGGACGGGGAGCGGUUUAGUGUGGACCUUGCGGUUAUCAUGCCUGGUGAUCUUUUCCAAGAGAAAGAUUAUUUAAAUGGGCGGUAUCUUCACAAACGAGCCUACUACCUUGCUACAAUAGCUGCUGCGCUUGAGGGCAGGAAAAGCGGUGUGAACGUCGAUGUUUUAUAUGGCACAGCUCGAGGUGAUCCUCGACUUACUUGUCUCAUUCUACGUCCCAAAACAGAUGGGUCGCAGAACGAUUUCACAAGACUUGACGCCGAAAUCCGAAUUAUUCCAACUCUUCCCUCUAAUUCCCCCAUUCUCUUGACCCGUCUCUCCCCAAAACGCUGCAACGUCCGUACUUCGUCGGGCGAAGAGGCCUCGAAUGAGCUCGCUACACCUCUGUACAAUACCUCCAUCCUCCUCAGCACUACCCCCAGGCCCCAUCUUCUCCGGAUGCAUUCUCUCAAAGAGCGUGUUUACGCAUUCAGUGAUGCACUUGCGCUAUUGAGAGUCUGGGCGAACCAGAGAGGAUACGGCCAAGGAAAUCGCUUGUGUAUUAGAGGGUUCGAUGGCGCUGGGUCUUUAUGGUGUACUAUUCUGGAUUUGUUAAUCAGCGGAGAAGAGCCAAACCCGAACGUGGUUGGAAAGUCUUCAGUAACGAAGAAGCCCCUUGGCAAGGGUCUGAGUUCGUAUCAAUUAUUUCGGGCUGCCCUGGAUCUGCUAGCGAGACACGAUUUCAGCCAAUCUCAUGUUUUCGUGAAAUCCGACAGGGGACAUCGAUUUCCCCCUGAAGAAUAUGACUCGCACGAAGCUGUCCUUGUUGAUUCGACAUCUACUGUGAAUGUUCUUGCCGGUAUUCCGCUAGGGUCCCUCGAGAUGCUUAAACACGACGCAGCACUAACGCUGGAAGCUCUCAAUGAGAACUCGAUAUCAGAGGAUCCGUUCUCAGAGGUAUUUCUAAAGGACCAUCGCGACCUACAGUCACGUUUCGAUGUUGUGAUACGUGUAGACUUGUCUUCAGCACAACUUCGGGAACCCUCUUUGCAUGCUACGUUGGACCUCGGUUCUCCCUAUAAUGCCGUACUCUCGACACUCUCUUGCUCGCUCCGACAUGGACUUGGUGAUCGUGUCAAAGCAGUUGCUGUUCUCCAUCCAUCAGGCCAGGCCUGGUCGCUUUCACAAGCACAUCCAACGAACCAACCUACUGUCUAUAUUGGGCUCCUCCUUGACGCUGAACACGCGUUCCGCCUAGUAGACCACGGACCCUCUGCAGAGGAAGCCGAGACAAUGGCUGCUCAGCGCUUCCGUGAUUUCUGGGGUGAGAAAGCCGAACUCCGUCGAUUCAAGGAUGGUAGUAUCGUGGAAAGCGUAGUUUGGGAUGUCAAGACUGCCGACGAACGCGCACAUGUACCAUUCUACAUCUGUCGAUACAUCCUUCACAGACAUUGUGGUAUUCCCGAAUCGGAUGUGCAGCACUGGCAGACAUCUUUUGACUCUUUACUUCGACUACCCGAGUCGAUCGCUGAUAUGUAUAAGUCGGCAACGCUAGAGACUGGUUUCAAGGCAGCUCAAUCCGCGUUCGACCAGUUGGUCAAGUCUAUCAAAGCUUUGGAUGACGAGUUGCCUCUCGCUGUCCUCAAUAUUAGCCCUGUCUCAGAGUCCUUGCGCUACACCAAUGUCUUCAAUCCUACCCCACUUCCGCGAUCCGCUGCCGCUGCUCUCCCACAGUGUGCUCAGUAUCUCGCACCUAUGGAUAUUAUCAUCGAAUUCGAGAAGUCUGGAAGGUGGCCAGACGACUUGCGUGCUAUUCAAAAGAUCAAAUUGGCUUUCUUCGAGCGACUUGCGACUGCACUCAUGAACUCUACCCAGGGUUUGAAAGCGACGGUCGUCGUAGGCGACUUUAAACCUGUAUCAGACGUUCAAGAUAUUGCAAAACUUGAGAUCGUGACACUUCAAGGUUGGGCGUUCUCUGCUAGGAUAUGGCAUGAACGCGAAGCACAUCUUCUCGAUACAACAAUUGAUGACAAGCCUCACGUUCCCAAGCAUCUCAAGCAGAAUCUCCCUGGAGGUCCAGAUCCCAAAGAACGCCAAGCUGCUAUUGUGGCAAAAGAGCUCUAUACCAGACGAUUCAUUCACGCACCCAGACAUCAUCGAGCGAUAGCCGCUCUGUGUCAUCGCUUUACGGCUUUCGCAGGUACUGUCCGCCUGGUCAAGAGAUGGUUUGCAUCACAUUGGCUCUUGGGCAACCACGUCAGCCGGGAAGUGGUCGAGCUAAUUUGUGCAAGCUUUUUUCUCAUUGGUGGUCAACUAUCAGGAUCGAAACAGCUUGUUCGUGCACCUGGAACGAAAGAACGCGGAUUUGCAAGGGUGAUAGAGAUGCUCAAGGACUGGGAGUGGGAGAAGGGCCUUUUCGUUCCUUUGUAUGGCGAAGAGCAGCCUGAGGGAGAAACAGCAUCAACGGUUCCCGUUACAUCUCCUUCUUCUAGAACAGGUGUAUGGAAGGUUUCGACUGAGUUUGAUCGAGACGGGCAUAUGUGGACCAGCAACGGUCCUGAUGCUGUUGUCGCUCGACGUAUACGAGCGGUGGCUAAGGCCACAUGGGGCGCGUCUCAGGAGAUCGAGUCUGAAGGUUAUGAUGUCGUUACGCUCUUUGCUCAUCCUACAAAAGACUACGACUUCAUCAUCGAACUUGAGCCUUCUGUGCUUUCCCGCUAUUGCCAGAACGUGAAGGCGGAUCCGAAUGUCUGGCAGCGGAAAGGGAAAUAUGUCAAUUUGUCCAAGCAGACGUCAUCUACUCCGGGUGUACGACCGGGCUUUGAUCCAGCGCAGUUCUUGUUUGACGACCUAUCCAACGCUUACAAGGAUACGUUCAAGAUCUUCUACGAUCCAUUAGGCGGCGACCGCUUUGGUGCGGUAUGGGAUCCGACAUUGAAAGAAGCGCGGACCUUCAGAGUACUCGGUGGAUUUUCCAGCAUUCCUAAAUGGAAGGAGGAUGAGUCGUCCAAAGAGAAGGGUAAGGGACUUGUCGUUCUCAAUCAAGAAGCCGUCCUGGCUGAGAUUGAGAGAAUGGGUGCCGGCCUGAUAAAAGGGAUUACAACCCACAUCUAGAUUACUACAUUUGUUUCUGUUGUUUUCUGGGCUCAAGACUUUAGGCUUACUAUCUGCUCCUUCAUGGAUUGGACGACCUUAUCCUUACUCUGAAAAUGUAUGACCCUGAGUGUAGAUAUUUGACUGCUUGGCCUCAUGGAGAACUAAAUAUGACAAAGUGCUCGAUGCGGAAAAUUCGCCGAACGCAACCUCGAAUCGAAGUCCUCAAUAGUCAGGAUGAGUGUUGCCAAUAAGCUUGUCCGGAAGCUAUAAAGUAGAUGACCAGAAUAGGAUGCCAAUUAAUUCACAGUGUAG
Somion occarium is the source of this 4109-nucleotide messenger RNA. The record is from the annotation of a GenBank genome assembly. Lineage: Eukaryota; Fungi; Basidiomycota; Agaricomycetes; Polyporales; Cerrenaceae.